Molecule: messenger RNA, 17018 nt
Organism: Hippopotamus amphibius kiboko
Lineage: Eukaryota; Metazoa; Chordata; Mammalia; Artiodactyla; Hippopotamidae
Gene: POLM
Product: DNA polymerase mu
Exons: 11
Coding region: 72-1688 (538 amino acids)
Biological process (GO): double-strand break repair via nonhomologous end joining
Cellular component (GO): nucleus
Molecular function (GO): DNA binding; DNA-directed DNA polymerase activity
Source: RefSeq, a predicted model, not a curated record
CCCGCCUUCCUUGCGGCUUCUGCCCAGUUUCCCUCUGCCUUCGCCGGGCGCCGCCCGCAGACGGAGCCCGGAUGCUACCGAAACGGCGGCAAGCGCGGGUCGGGCCCCCCGACACCGACCCCUCCUCCGCGGCGCGCUUCCCCGCGGUCGCUAUCUACCUGGCCGAGCCACGCAUGGGCCGCAGCCGCCGGGCCUUCCUCACACGCCUGGCGCUCUCCAAGGGUUUCCGCGUCCUGGAUGCCUACAGCCCAGAGGUAACACACGUCGUGAUGGAGGGGACGUCAGCAGAGGAGGCCGUCUGCUGGCAGGAGCGCUGGACGGUGGCCCUUCCCCCAGGUUGCGCCCGCCCAGCACUCUUAGACAUAAGCUGGUUCACGGAGAGCAUGGCGGCCGGACAGCCUGUCCCCGUGGAGUGCCGGCACCGCCUGGAGGUGGCUGUGCCCAGGAAGGGGCUGCCAAGCCCAGCGUGGAUGCUGCCGUAUGCCUGCCAGCGUCCCACACCCCUCACGCACCACAACGCCAGCCUCUCGGAGGCUCUGGAGACGCUGGCAGAGGCCGCGGGCUUCGAUGGCAGCGAGGGCCGCCAGCUCUCCUUCUGCAGAGCGGCCUCAGUGCUCAAGGCUCUUCCCAGCCCAGUCACAACGCUGAACCAGCUGCAGGGCCUGCCCCACUUCGGAGAACACUCCCGCAGGGUCAUCCAGGAGCUGCUGGAACACGGAGUGUGUGAGGAGGUGGAGAGAGUCAGGCUCUCAGAGAGGUACCAGACCAUGAAGCUCUUCACUCAGAUUUUUGGCGUUGGGGUAAGGACUGCGGACCGGUGGUAUCGGGAUGGGCUGCGGACGCUGGAUGACCUCCGAGAGCAGCCCCAGAGACUGACCCAGCAGCAGAGAGUAGGACUCCAGCACCACCAGGACCUGAGCUCCCUGAUCCUGCGGUCAGAUGUGCAGGCCCUGCAGCACGUGGUGGAGGCAGCCGUGGGGCAGGCCCUUCCUGGGGCCACCGUCACACUGACUGGCGGCUUCCGGAGGGGGAAGUUGCAGGGCCACGACGUGGACUUCCUCAUCACCCACCCUCAGGAGGGCCAGGAGGCAGGGCUGCUGCCCAGAGUUCUGUGCUGCCUGAAGGAGCAGGGCCUGGUCCUCUACCACCAGGACCACCAGAGCCAACAGGGAGACCCCACCCACCUGAUGCGGCAGAGCCACACCAUGGACGCCUUUGAGAGGAGUUUCUGCAUUUUCCGCCUGCCACAACCCCCAGGGGAUGCCGUAGGGGGCUCCCAGAAGCCCUGCGCCUCCUGGAAGGCUGUGCGGGUGGACCUGGUGGUUGCCCCCAUCAGCCAGUUCCCUUUUGCCCUCCUCGGCUGGACUGGCUCCAAGCAUUUCGAGCGGGAGCUGCGCCGCUUCAGCCGGAAGGAGAGGGGGCUUUGGCUGAACAGCCAUGGUCUGUUUGAUCCAGAGCAGGGAAGCUGCCACGGUGGUGGGGGUGACUCCCAGGCACUAAUACUUGCACUCUGUUACAGAAGGCGUUUUCCCACGUGGUUUCAGAGGAAGAUAUCUUCAGACUCUUGGGCCUUGAGUACCUUCCCCCAGAGCAGAGAAACGCCUGAUCCUAUUAGGUGGCCCCCACUUCCACUCUUUGGAAAUGGAGGGGGCCAUUUGAGCCAGACCCUAUGGGUGUUUUGCCCCUGAAUGUUUCCAGGCAGAAGAUGCACUGCUGCCCCAAGUCCUCACCCCUCCCACGUGGGAGCCCUAUCUAUAUGGACCACCACUCCCCACAUACACCCAGUUCAAGAUGUAAUGAAAUGAGCACAUGGAACAAACUAAGCUGUAUUUUCUGAAUGUGGGUGCCUGGGGAGCAUAGUGCCUGGUUCUGUCCAGAGGUCUGCUAUGGGGUGUUGGUGAGGGUAGGGGAUGUUGACCUAAAACAAAUAGACUUCCAGUUAUUUCUCCAACAAAAAUGGGUUUAUUUUGUAUCAGCAGAGAAUGGGUCUGCAACCAUGGCAAGCCAUGUGCAAGUCCCCAGCAAAAAUGGAGAGGAAGACUCUUUUAUAGAGGGAAAAGGAAGUUGGGAGGGCUGUAGUAAACAAGAGUCCAUGGCUUCUCAUUGGCUGAGUCCUUGUUGGGAAGGAAGAGGAGAUCUUCCUUUCUGUUGGGCUCUGCAGUCAUCACAGGGCAUGCAGGGUAGUAAUCCUUCUGGUCUCGCAACUCUUGAGGUUUCUGUUAAUUAAUUUUUUUACAUUUCCCACUUUUGAUCAAGAUCUUUCUCUGAAAGCAUCACUAGUCUGAGUCAGGGUUUUCCAGUUUCAGGGUCUUUUUGUCACUCAAUACAAGGAAGGACCUUCCCUGGAUGUAGUAUUCCACAUCAGAGGGAAAGUGCACAGAUUUAAGAUCUGUUGAGGUCACAUUUAAGUAACAAGGAAGGGUAGGAGGGAGAACUCUUAGGCACUUUUUAUCUAAAGUGUAUAUGUUACCAAGAUCCUAGACAUUAGAGAUUAUCUGAAGUCUUAUGUCAUCAAAGGUUUGGUAACAAACUUCCACAGGCCUAAUCUGGAUAUCUUUGGAACGCUGUCUCAUCAGAAGUGGUCUGCUUCACUUCAGGGAAAUCUUUACCUUCAGGUCACCAGAUGAUUUGGUGUUUUCUUUAGGUGUGUCAUGUGAAUCCAAGAGUUGUAUUCCUUGGAGUUUUGCAGCACAAGGGUUGGUUAGCAGUGCCUGAUAGUGGCCUUUCCAGCAAAGUUGAAGAGAGUCCUUCUGGAGGUGUCUUUUCCAAUAGAUGAGAUUUCCAGGUUGCUAGGUGUGAAGCUCAAGGUCUUCAUCUCCCAAGAGUGCACUGUGAGAAGAUUGCUCUACCAAAACGUGUUUGUUUUUUGUUUUGUUUUGUUUUGUUUUGUUUUGUUUUUGGCUGCAUUGGGUUUUCGUUGCUGUGCAUGGGCUUUCUCUAGUUGUGGUGAGUGGGGGCUACUCUUUGUUGUGGUACACGGGCUUCUCAGUGUGGUGGCUUUUCUUGUUGUGGAGCACGGGCUCUAGGCACAGGCUUUAGUAGUUGCAGCAUGUGGGCUCAGUAGUUGUGGCUCGCAGGCUCUAGAGCACAGGGUCAGUAAUUGUGGCAUACGGGCUUAGUUGUUCCAGGUGUGUGGGAUCUUCCCAGACCAGGGAUCAAAUCCGUGUCGCCUGUAUUGGUAGGCAGGUUCUUAACCACUGUGCCACCAGGGAAGUCCAAAACAUGGUUAUUUUUAAUAGAAGCAAUUAGACCUUUGCAGUAUUGGAGUCUUUGUCCUUUUAUUAGUUGUGGGUCAAAAGAGGUAGGAGCCAAGUGUGCUGGGCAUCCUAUCAUUAUCUCAAAGGGUGUCAAAGUUCCAAAUGAGGAGGAUCUACAGUUUAGAAGAACUAACAGCAAUGCUUUUGACCAAGAUAUUUGUAGGGCCUCUACAAGUUUUGCCAGUUGAGUCUUAAUAAUGCUGUUGGUGUGUUUGAUCAAACCAGAGGAUUGAGGCUGGGAAGUAUGGUGAAAGUGUUGUAAAACUGGCUGAAUAGCACAGACUUGUUGAAGCACCUGGCCAGUGAAAUGGAUUCCUCAGUCAUUACGAAGUUUAAGAGGAGUUCCCCAGGUAGGGAUAAUCUUUUCCAAAAGGACUUCAGUCACAGAAGAGGUAGUAACCUAUCUGUAAGGGAAAGCUUCAGUCCAGUGUGAAAACAUGCAGACCACGACUAAAACAUACUUGUAUCCAUGAAAUGGAGGAAGUUGUAUGAAAUCCAUUUGCCAGACCUCAGAUGAUCUAUCAGGCAUUUAAAAUGUCCAGGGGCAGUACAAAGAGGCUUCCCUGGUUUGUUCUUCAGACAAGGGGGACAGUGGGGGUAGGUACUUUCUGCAGCCUUGUUAAUGUUUCCCCACCAGUAUUGACCCAUGAAGGCUAUCAUUUUGUCAGUAGACCAGUGGUUUAAUGCAUGUACAGUGCAGAGGAGUGGGAAUUUUAAAGUCUCUGGCAGGACUGGGUGGCUACUUGGUCUGAACCAGAGCUUUCUCUUUUUAUCAGACCAACAGUUGUUGAAGUUCCAAUCUUGUUUUUCUUUUCCUGAUGUCAAUUUUUGGGCUUCUUGAGCCAGUUUUUAAACAUAUCAUUCGGGGAACUAUCCCUUUGGACCAUGACAGAAGUUUAGCUGCUGUUUCCUUUGAAGGUGGAAUUCCUGCAGAAAUUUCAGCAAGGUGAUUUACCUUAGCUUCCAGAGAGUCACGUUUAGAAUGCCCUGGAAUCUUACUAGUAAUUAAAGGGCAGAUAAAAGUGUUGCAUUCAAUAAUUCCUGAACAUUGGGGCCACUUUAAAUUUUAUUUCUGCUGGAAGUAGGGAAGCCACGUUCCAAAAUCAUGAGCUAUUCUGAAAACAUAUCUAUUAUCAAUAUAAAUAUUGGCAGUCUUGCCCUUGGCGAAAGUGCAAGCCUGUGUAAGAGCAUAUCAUUCAGCCUAUUGGGCCAAAGUAGCCGUAGGUUAAGAUGCUGCCUCAAUAUCAAAAUAAGUUGCAAUAACAUACCCAGGACAGUAUUUGCCAUUUUUCCAUUUUACAUAAAAACCAUCAGUGAAGAGGAGAAGCCCAUGUUACCCACUGAAAUUUCCUGUAGAUCACUAUGAGGAGUUAGGAGGUGGUCCAUCAAGGUUAAGCAGUUGUGAGGGGUUUCACCGGUGACAGAGGAAAGUAGCAGGGUUAAGGUUAAUACAGCGUAAAAGAGUUAUGUGAAGAGCAGCUAACAGAAGAACUCCACAGGCUAUGAGGUGACUGACGGAGAAAUGUUGAGUGUGAUGAAAAGGCAGGCGGGCUAUUGCGUGAGGUACAGAAGUGAUUAAAGGAGAUCCCACAAUGGUUUUCUCAGUGGCCUUAACUACAAGGGCAAUGGUCACGAUGGCCCUAGGCAAGAAGGGUAUUUCUGUUACAGGGUCCAGUUGGUGGCCAUGAUACCCCGUGGGUCAGUGGUGGUCCCCAUGUUUCGGGGUUGAGUACCCCAAGGGCAUUCCCUUUCUUUUCAUAUACAGAAAGGGAAUCUGAUCAUUGGGAUGCCUAAGGGCAGGUGGGUUCAUCAAACUCUCCUUUAAGUCUUUAAAAGCUAUGUCAUCUGGUUCUUCCCAUAAAAUUGGGUUGGGGGUUAUGCUUCAGUAAAAUGUACAGAGGUUUGGCCGUAAGAGAGGAAUUUAGAACUCAAUUUUGGCAAUAACCAACUAGCCCAAGAAAACCUCCCAGUUGGUUCUUAGUUUUGGGUUUAGAGAAACUUAGGACACCAGGAAGUCUGUCUGGAUCUGAGUGUAGCCCUUGUUCUGAUAUCAGAUGCCCUAAACAGUGAACCUGGGUUUGGGGCAAAUUGCUACUCAUCCUCACUACCUUUUGCCCCUUUAAGGCUAAAAGCUUCAGCAGGUGGACGAUGACUUCCUAUGAGGAGAUUUGAGAAAGAGAGCAAAGAAGCAAAUCAUCCACAUAUUGCAGCAAAGUAGAACCUCUAGGGAACUUUGUAUCAUCCAAAUCAGCCUUCAGGAUUUAUGAGAAAUAAGAACUCUUAGUAACUGUGAGGUAUGACUGUCCAGGUAAAUAGUUUUUCUUCUUAAGUGAAGGCAAAAAUGUAUUCGCUAGCUUUGACUGGAAUAUUACAGAAUGCACUACAGAUAUCACAUUAGGGUAAAGAGUUUACCUCCUGUGGGAGUGACUAUUAGUAACAUACGUGAGGAGCAACAGGGUGCCGAGGGAUAACAACGCUGUUUAUUACUCGAAGGUCCUGGACAAACCUACACCCUUGGCUUUUAGGUUUCCUCACCUCUAAAAUGGGAGUAUUACAGGGGCUAGUACAAGGAAUAAUAAACCUUGUAAUCUUCUGUUGUGGCUUUAUGCCUUGACACUGUCAAUUCUGGGAAGAGAUUUUGAGAGCUCUAUUUGAAUCUCAGUAGGAGAUGUACUGUGAAUUUUGCCAACAUCAGUGGAGAUGUUGCCCAUAGGAAGGAUGGUAGUUGAUUCAAUAGGGACAAAUGAUCUGUGUUUACAGAAUCAGCUCUAGUAUCAUCAGAGAUGGAGCAAAUACAAGAUAUCAAAAAGUCAUUUAAUUCACCUUGUUGAUUACUUUGAUGACUACUGCCAAAUUCUGGAAAUACUUCCCCCUUUUGGGAGAAAAAUUCUGCUACCAUACUUCUCUGAGAAGACUCAGCCUAAUAAAUGGAUAGAGGUGGAGGAACUAAGGAGGAAGAGUGUGUAUCUCUCAAAGGCCCUAAACAAAGUGGAGUAGGUUCAGAGACAGGAGCCUGUUGAGGUUCAUUGGAGAUUCCCCCUAUUUGAACUGUUUGAGGCACGGGCUGCUUUCUAGUAGUGGGGCUGAGCCUUGAGAGUGUGGCUCCAGUGUCAGUUAGGACUGGUAGAGAUUCACCUCCAAUCUGGAGAAUUCUCUAAGCCAAUUAAGAGGGAGGAUUGGGAAGAGCCCUAGUGGUUCCUUGGAACCCCACGUUGAGAAUUGGGAGGAUGAUGGAAAAGCUGGUUAGAAGACUGAAGGUGCCUGAAGCACUUAAAUUUGUAACAGUCUCUUUUCCAAAGUCCUGGCUCUUUGCAAUAAUGGCAGAAACUAGGAGGGUUUUGGUUUCAUUUAGGAGCCUUCAUUUGUUGGAGUUGAAGAGAAAGGAUUUUAGCUGUCUCCCUUUUAGGUGACUCCUUCCUCUAAGUGUGAGAGAGCUGCUUUGCAAGAUUAACUGAAUCUGGAGUGGACACAGUUUUUCAUUCCAUCCUAUUCCUUUUUGCUAGAAGGGAAAGGUCCUGCUUCAGCCUACUAGUAAACAUAGAGUUAAAAGCUGCCUGAGUAGAAUUAACAUCUGAAGGAAGCCCAGAAUUUUCUUUAAAAGCAAUCUGAAGUCAAAUGUUAAUAGGAACAGAUUUGUUAUUGUGUGCAAGCCUGCGUUUUGUUCCAAUCAACAGGUCUUGGAAAAGCUGUAAGAAUUGCCCCAUGAGGUCACCUAGCAAUUGCCGGAGCAGAUCAUAUAAGUUAGCCGGGUGGUCUCGCCUAAAGGCCUUUUAGGAUUUUCCCAAGUAGCAGUUUUCAUCCAAUGCUGGGCCUGGCCUUCACCAACAAGCAUACGAACUAGCUGACGUAAGUCAGAGAAACCAGGUUGCUGAGUUUGAAUGACUAUAUUAAAUUCCUCAGCAAAUCUGUGAGGAUCUUCAGUUACUUUGGAAAAAUCUUUGUGGCUCACAGUUCAGCUUUAGUCCAGGGAAUAUACGAAAUUAAGGGUUUAGUCUCUGGAUUCCCAGGAGGCUUAAUUUUAAAGGGACAGGUUCUGAUAAGUUCAGAGGAAAAGCAAGUGGGAGAGUUUUAGAGAAAAAGGAAAGUUCAGUGAGAGAAUUAGUAUCUGGGAACUGAGUCUAGAGCAGGUGUAUGUGGCCUAGAAGAGAAGCAGGAAGAUAGCACCAGGGGCCUGAGCACAGAGGGCUGAGAGAGGGAGACAGGAUGGUGCCGAAAGUGGAGCCCCAGACAAGGGAACAAGGAAGAGCCUGAGGCUUUGGGAGCCAUUCCAUCUUUUUAAUCAUUUGUUUGCCUCAGGUAAAGUCUUAUUUUGCAGAAAGUCAAUUUUAGGCUGCUGUUAACGUUUGGAAGCCUCAAAAUAACAAUCAAAAUAAGCAUUCCAUUUGGUUUUGGAAAUGUUAGGGCUCUGAUAGUCCAAUUUGAUUUUAAGAAAAGUAAGUUUGGAGAUUUCAAAAGUUCCCCAUAAUAGCCGUUGAUAUUCUAGAUUGCCGUUGGUUAGGUGGGUCCAUUUAGUUAGAAAUUCUCAUGAGGAAGGGCUAUGGUUUUUAAACAUGAAGUCAGCCAGAGGGACUUCCCUGGUGGCCCAGUGGUCAAAACAUGGUGCUUCCACCGCAGGGGGCACAGGUUCAAUCCCUGGUUGGGGAGCUAGGAUCCCGCAUGCCGCACUGCACAGCCAAAAAAUUAAAAAAAAAAAAAAAAAUCAGCCAGAGUCCCUGUAGGGGGUGCCCUCAAAAUAUUUAGAUAAUUAGGAUCCCAUUUUUCAGCGUUUUUUCUCUAAAGUAAAAAUAAUUUUUAAGAAGCCUAAACCUCUCAAGCAGCUAACAGCUUAAAUAACUUGCAGCCCAAGCAGUUCAAAUAUCUCUAACAGCCUGCAGGCCUAAUGCCAGCCAGUUCUAAAGGAAUAGGUUUGGUCCUAGAGGAGCCAGGCCAAAGGCUUCUCAGCAGAGUUCCCACAGAACAACCCCUCUUCCAAAGGAACGGCCUAAAGGCUGCACUGGCACAGUUCCAAUGAAAUAGCCUCUGUUCCCAAAGGAAUGGGCUGAAGCCUAGCCAGUUCCAGUUGGAACAGUCUGAUUUCAAAAUCAGACUGAAGUUCCAAACGAGUACUCGAGUACAGAACAAGGCCUUAACCAGGAAGGACGAAACAUUAAAAUAGAUCCCAAGUAAAGCCUGGAGAGCUUCAAAAUGCAAAGAGGGCAGAGGCUUAGAUCCAGGAGAAAGAAGUACCUUCAAACUCCAGGGUCAGUGAGAAAGUCAGUGAGCAGCAGUGGGCUCAUGUGGGCACUACACCUGUUUACUUACCAGCCCAGCAGGGGUCUUCACUGGAUCCUUGUACAAGUCACCAAACUGUUGACCUAAAACAAAUACAUGCCAGUUAUUUCUCCAGCCAAAAAUAGGCCUAUUUGGGAUCAGCAGAGAAUUGCAAUUCAGGGUCUGCAAACACGGUGAGCCACAUGCGAGUCCCCACAUGACAAGGGAAGGAGUGGGGAAAGGAAGUUGGGAGGGCUGUCGUAAACAGUCUGUGUUUUUUAAUUGGCUGAGUUGUUGCCAGGAUUGAGAAGAAUCUUUCUUCUUCCUAUUGGGCCCUGCUAUUGUUGCAGGGCAUGAGAGCUCUCCCUUCUGAUCUCCCAGCUCCAUUUAAUUGAGGUUUCUUUUUAUUAAUUUUUUUCAGGGGUAUCAUAGCUCUGUGACCCUGGGCCAGAGCUCCUACCCUGUAGAGCAUGGACCUGAACGCAGCUUUGUUUCUGGGGUUGUUAUAGGGCCUGAGGUCGUGGAUGGCAAGUGCUUUGCCCAAUGCCUGAUUCAGCUUCUCGCCUCAGGGCCUCUGAGCUGAGAGGUGGAGGCAGGUCUCUUGCCUGCUCAGAGUCUACAGUGGGUGCAUAGAGGGUAUGCUGGGGCAUCUGGAGAAAGGGCCCGGGGGUAGGGAGGUGGGAGGAAGAGAACUUUCAAUGCUGACUCACUGCCUCCUUCCUGGGUUAGGGCCACAUCUCCCAACCAGGCUUCCUGUCUCUACCUUUGCUCCUUUAAGGUCUGUCUACAGAAGUCUUAAAAACAGGUCACAUGGUAUCUUUUACUCCUAGUUCGAAGCCCUCCAGCAGUUCCCCACCUCUCAGUAAAGCCAAAGUCCUCACAUGGCCCCCAGGGUCCUAGUAUUUCCGUGUCCACCCCCACCCCCACUGUCUUUAUCUUCUGCACUGCCCCUCUGUCAAGCCCCACUGCCCUGUGACAAGCCAGGUGCACUCCUGCCUCGCUGCUUUUCCAUGUGAAAUGUCCCAGACACCCACGAGGCCAGUGGGUGUUUCACCCUCUCACUGAGGGUGGCUGGCCACAUGGUGGUCUCUGGUCCUCAAAUCCCCAGGCAUGUUCAUUGCCAUGGGGCCUUUGUCCUUGCUCUACUAUCCACCUGGAAUUGAUCUGCCAACUCAGAAGUCUCUUUAGCAGGUGAGGACUUCCCUGGCCAGUCACCACAUAAAAAUUAUAUUUUUUAAAUUAACAUGCAGGAGGACUUUCUAGGUGGCGCAGUGGGUAAGAAUCUGCCUGCCAAUGCAGGAACACAGGUUUGAGCCCUGGCCCAGGAAGAUACCACAUGCCACGGAGCAACUAAGCCCAUGCGCCACAACUAUUGAGCCUGUGCUCUAGAGCCCAUGAGCCACAACUAUUGAGCCCAUGUGCUGCAACUACUGAAGCCCACAUACCUAGAGCCCGUGCUCUACAACAAGAAAGGCCACUGCAAUGAGAAGCCCAUGCACCACAACGAAGAGUAGCCCCUGCUUGCCGCAACUAGAUAAAGCCCGUGUGCAGCAAGGAAGACCCAACACAGCCAAUAAAAUUAAUUAAUUAAUUAAUUAAUUAAAAAAAUUAACAUGCAGGAAAAUUGACUCUUUGGGUGUAAAGAUUUAUGAGUCUUAAUGCAGUUUAGACCUGUUCACCUCCACCAUAAUCAGGACAGCCCCUCAUUCUGUCCCAUUGCGGUCAUAUGCUCUCCCACUCCAAGCCCACUCAUCUGGUUUUCCUGUGUCCCUAUAGUUUUGCCUUCUCCAGAAUGUCAUAUAAGUGAAACCUGACUAUAUAUAACCUUUUGAGGCUGGCCUCUCUCACUCAACAUGCCUUUGAGAUUCAUCUAGGUUGCUGCUAUUCCUCUUUCUUGUUGCAUAAUAUUCCAUGCCGACAGGUUAGCCAUUCACCUGUUGAACAUUUGAGAUGUUUCCAGGUUUUGGUGAUUAUGGAUAGACCUCCUAUAGACAUGCAUAUACAGGUUCUUGUGUGAACAGAGCUUUUCAUUUCUUUUGGGUAAAUAAUAAGCCAUACGAUUACUGGGUUAUAUGAUAAGUAUGUGUUUAACUUUGUAAGAAAGUGUCAAGUUGUUUUCCAUAGUGGCUGUAUCAUUUUGCAGUCCACUAGUGAGGAAAGCCACACAUGUAAGUUAAGCAGGUACCAGUCGCCAGGUGCUCUGUAUCCUUGCCAGCACUUAGUAUUUUCAGUAUUUAACUGCUCUAGUAGGUAUGUAGCAGUAGCUCUGUGUGGUUUUAAUUUGCAUUCCCCCAGUGUCUACAAUGUCAACCAUCUUUUCACUGGCUUAUUUGCUGUCUGUAUAUUCUCUCUGGUGCAGUGUCUGUUCAAAUUUUUUGCCCAUUAAAAAAAAAAUUGAAUUGUUAGCUUUCUUACUGUUGAAUUUUGAAAGUUCUUUAUGUAUUCUGAAUGAAAGUUCUCUAUGUAUUCUGUAUAUAAGUCCUUGUUAGUUAUGUGGUUGGUAAAUAUUUUCUCCCAGUGUAUAGAUUACCUUUUCAUUCUCUUACCAGUAUAUUUUUCAAAGCAGAUGUUUUAAUUUUUGAUAAGUCUACUUUACCAGUUUACUGCUUUUUUCUCAUGCUUUUGAGUCAUGUCUGACCCUAGGUGACCCCAGGUUACAAACAUUUUCUCUAUUUUCUUCUUUAGUUUUAUAGUUUAUAAUUUAUUUUGAAUUAAUUUUUGUUUAAAGUGUGAGGUUUAGGCUGAAGUUCAUUUAUUUGCCUAUGGAUGGCCAACUUUUCUGGCACCAUUUGUUGGAAACACCAUCCUUUCUCUACUUAAUUGCCUUCAAACCUUUGUAAAAAAUUAAUUAGCUAUCUUUGUGUGGUGCUAUUUCUGGAUUCUUUUCUGUUCCAUUUAUCUGUGUGUCUAUCCCUUCAAAAAUAUCAUUUAAACUUGAUUAACUUGAAUUUUAGAGUAAUGCUUAAUAUCAUGUAGUGUGAGUCCUCUAACUUUGUUCUUUUUAAAAUUGUUUUGGCUAUUCUAUUUCCUUUGCCUUUCCAAAAAAAAUUUUAGAAUCAACUUGUCUAUAUAUAUAAAAUAAUCUUGCAGGAUUUUGAUUGGAAUUGCACCAAACUUAUAGAACUAUUUGGGGAAACAUCUCUGGCUUUCUUUGAUUUUUUUUCAUGAGUGUUCUGUAGUUUUUCAACAUACAAACCUAGUACAUGUUUUGUUAGAUUAUACAUGUUUCAUUAUCUUGGAGCUAUUACAACAUUUUGUUUGUUUCAGUUUCCAAUUGUUUAUUGCUCACACAUAGAAAUCAAUUGAUUUUCAUAUGUUGAUCUUGAAACCUUACAAAACUCACUUUUAAUUUUUAAAGAUUUUUGGUAGACGCCAUUGAAUUGUCUACAUAAACAGUCAUGUUGUCUGUGAAUAAGAAUGAUUUCAUUUCUCCUUUCACAAUCUGGUUGCCUUUUUUUCUUUUUCUUGCCUUAUUGCACUGGCUAGAGCUUCCAGUACUAUGUUGUUUAGGUGUAGUGAGAAUGGACAUCUUUGCUUUGUUUCCAAUCUUUGGUUUCAAUGUUUCACCAUUAACUAUAAUGUUAAAUGUAGAGUUUUUGUAAGUGCCCUUUAUCAAAUUAAGGAAAUUCAGUUUUAUUACUAGUUUUCUGAGAGUUUUUAUAAUGAGUGGGUAAUGGGUUUUGUCAGUUGCUUUUUCUGCCUCAAGUGAUAUGAUCAUGGUUAUUUUCUUCUUUAGCGGUUAACAUUGGUUGAUUUUUGGAAUAUUGAACCAGCUUUGCAUUCCUGGGGUAAAUCUCACUUAGGCUUGUCGUGUUAUUCUCCUGGGUUUGAUUUGCUGGUAUUUUGUUGAGGAUUUUUGUGUCUAUGCUAAUGAAAGAUAUUGGUCUCUAGUUUUCUUGUACGGCAUUUGUCUGGUUUUGCUAUUGUUAUUUUGAACAGUGUUUUUUCAGAAAAUGGUAGUUAGUGAUACCCAUUCUGUAAUGCAUAUAGUAAAAUGUUUAAGAAAACUUCUAAUAAGUGUUUCUGUGAAUACUACUUGCACUCUGUAUUGAGAACAGUGUUAUAUCAUUAAAGGAAAACAAUACCCAUUCUGUAAUGCAUGUAUGAAGUGUUUAAGAACACAAGUAUAAACACGUUUCUAAGAACGUUACUUGCAAGCACCAGUGAGAACAGUGUUAUGUCAGUGAAGGGGGUGGAGAGGAAAUGACAUCAGCAUCAUAGCAGCAUUAGUCUUUUUUUUCUCUCUCCACUGAUUUGCAAUUAAUUGUUUAUCCUUAACUGAACUUUAGUGCCUUUGCACAAUACACCAGGACACUGGGAGACUUCCGUUCACCUGUGCAUUUGAAAAUGGGCAGAUAGGCCCUUGACUGGGGCUGUGGAUCUAAGGGAUUUGAUGAGCCUGUGCCAUCUCCACUCACUGCAGUGGAUAAAGGGAGCCUCGAAAGUGCAGUACUCAGAGGGGGAUACCCAAAGGAGAUAAAGAAUUUGUGAAGGUCUAGCCUGCCUGAGGGAAGAACCCAACAUGCUAUCAGAAUGAAUUAGAUGAUUUUGGAGGCAGAGUACAGGGAGAAAUUUGCCAAGGCAGCCCCCCCACCCCACACUUCCCAGGGUGACACUGCAAAUCACUGGGCUUUUGGUGGCACCAGAGGUGACCUCUCUGACAGAUAAGGUAGAAAAUGAAAGCAGUGAAUGACUGACUACCUGGUUUGCCCCAGGGGUUCGGUUGUGGCUGGAGAGCCCUGUUUUUUCCAACAGCACUUGAAUUUCUGAGGAGGGACCUCAGCGUUUAGGAGAGGAAAAGGAAAGGGAAGAAGGCACACAAGAAUAUCAAAGGGCAUUGAAGGAAUGUGUUUCCUGCUGUCUGCUUUGGGACUUCAGCAGGUUCAAUCAUGGACCUCUGGGAGUGGCCACUCCAGGAUUCUCCUACAAGGUCCACAGGCACCCUCAAAAUCCCAGGUGUUAAGCCCUCAUUCUGCUGCCACCUCCUUGUGGAUGCUCCUGAGUGUGUGUAUCCAUGAGAGCCAGCUUGGGUAGGAAAAAAAGUGCAAGCUUGAGCUAUAGCACCACCUUCUGGAAUACAAAAGAUGGGUUUGUAAUUGCCAGCCUGUUUAGGAAUUGAAGUAAAUCUGAACUGAAGAAGGUGUCUGCUACUCAGAUUCAAAUCAGAAGUGCAUAUCAUCAAACACUAUGAAAAAUUUUUAAAAAUGGUAUCACAAAAAGAAAAUUAUUAUUCUCCAUAACCAAACUUAAAGGCUCAGACUGAUAAAGAAUUCAAAAUAGCUGUUAUGAAGAGCACUGGAGUUACAACUAAAUGCUGAACAAUCAUUGACAGGAAAACACUGGAACUCACCAAAAAAGACACUCCACAUCCAGAGACAAAGGAGAAGCCACAAUGAGAUGGUAGGAGGGGUGCAAUCGUGUUAAAAUCAAAUCCCACAAACUGGAGAACAGUUAUACUGCAGAAGUCCACCCACUAAAGUGAGGGUUCUGAGCCCCACGUCAGGCUUCCCUACCUGGGAGUCCAGCAAUGGGAGGAGGAAUCCCCAGAGAAUCAGACUUUGAAAGCCAGUGGGAUUUGAUUGCAGGACCUCCACAGGACUGGGGGAAACAGAGACGCCACUCUUGGAGGGCACACAAAAAAGUGUGCCCACCAGGACCCAGGGGGAAGGAACUGUGACCGCAUAAGAGACUGAACCAGACCUACCUGCUGGUGUUGGAGGGUUGCCUGCAGAGGUGGGGGGCAGCUGUGGCUCACCAAGGAGACAGGGGCACUGGCAGCAGGGGUUCUGGGAAGUGCUUAUUGGAGUGAACCCUCCCAGAGUCCACCAUUAGCCCCACAAAAGAGCCUGUAAGCUCCAGUGCUAAGUAGCCUCAGGCCAAGCAACAAACAAGGUGUUAACACAGCCCCACCCAUUGGCAGACAAGCAGAUUUAAGUUUUACUGAGCUCUGCCCACCAAAUUGGAUUAACGUUUUACUGAGCUCUGCCCACCCAGCCCUACCCACCAUCAGUCCCUCCCAUCAGGAAGCAUUCAUGAGCCUCCUAGAUAGCUUCCUCCACAAGAGGGCAGACAGCAGUAUCAAGCAGUAUCAGCAGUAUUCAUCUUGUGGAACUGAAAACCACAGCCACAGAAAGAUAGAGAAAAUGAAAAAGCAGAGGACUUUGUACCAGAUGAAGGGACAGGAUAAGACCCCAGAAAAACAACUAAAUGAAGAGAAGAUAGGCACCCUUACAGAAAAAAAAUUCAGAAUAAUGAUGGUGAAGAUGAUCCAGGACUUUGAAAAAAGACUGGAUGCAAAGAUUGAAAAGUUUACCAAAGACCUAGAAGAAUUAAAGAACAAACAAACAGAGAUAUGCAACACAAUAACUGAGAAAAAUACACUAGAAGGAACCAACAGCAGAUUAACUGAGGCAGAAGGGCGAAUAAGUGACCUGGAAGACAGAAUGGUGAAAAUCACUGAUGCAGAAAAGAAUAAGGAAAAAAGAAUGAAAAGAACUGAAGACAGCCUAAGAGACCUCUGGGACAAUGUUAAACACACCAACAUUCGCAUUAUAGGGGUCCCAGAAGCAGAAGAGAGAGAGAAAGGACCCAAGAAAAUAUUGGAAGAGAUUAUAGUUGAAAACUUCCCUAACAUGGGAAAGGAAAUAGCUACCCAAGUGCAGGAAGUGCACAGAGUCCCAGGCAGGAUAAACCCAAGGAGAAACAUGCCAAGACAUAUAGUAGUCAAGCUGACAAAAAUAAAAGACAGAGAAAAGUUAUUAAAAGCAACAAGGGAAAAACGACAAAUAACAUACAAGGGAACUCCCAUAAGGUUAAUCAGCAGAAACCCUUCAAGCCAGAAGGGAGUGGCACAAUAUAUUUCAAGUGAUGAAAGGGAAGAACCUACAACCAAGAAAACUCUACCCAGCAAGGAUCUCAUUCAGAUUUGAUGGAGAAAUCAAAAGCUUUACAGACAAGCAACAGCUAAGAGAAUUCAGCACCACCAAACCAGCCCUACAACAAAUGCUAAAGGAACUUCUCUAAGCGGGAAACAGAAGAGAAGAAAAGGGCCUACAAAAACAAAAACAAAACAAUUAAGAAAAUGGUAAUAGGAACAUACAUAUUGAUAAUUACCUUGAAGGAAAAUGGACUAAAUGCACCAACCAAAAGACACAGACUGGCUGAGUGGAUACAAAACCAAGACCCACAUAUAUGCUGUCUCCAAGAGACCCACUUCAGAUCUAGGGACACAUACAGAUGGAAAGUGAGGGGAUGGAAAAAGAUAUUCCAUGCAAAUGCAAAUCAAAAGAAAGCUAGAGUAGUGAUACUCAUAUCAGAUAAAAGAGACUUUAAAAUAAAAAAUGUUACAAGAGACAAGAAAGGACACUACAUAAAGAUCAAGGGAUCCAUUCAAGAAGAGGAGAUAACAAUUAUAUAUGCACCCAAUACAGGAGUACCUCAAUACAUAAGGCAAAUGCUAACAACUAUGAAAGAGGAAAUGCAAGGCAGAAAUAGAGACACAGAUGUAGAGAACAAACACAUGGACACCAAGUGGGGAAAGCAGGGAGGGUUGGGGGGGGGGGAAGAAUUGGGAGAUUGGGAUACCAAAUUGUACACUCUAAAUAUAUGCUGUUUAUUGUCUGUUAACUGUAUCUCAAUAAAAGUUCUAAAAAAAAAAAAAGAAAAAAAAAAGAAAAAAUACAGAAUAGCUGUUAUGAAGAAAUUCAACAAGCUACAAGUAAACUCAGAAGGCAGUUUAGUGAAGUCAGGAAUAAAAUUAAUGAAAUUACCAUAGAGGUUGAAAUUAUAAAAAAGGACCAAACAGAAAUUCUGGAGCUGAAGAAUUCAUUGAAUGAGAAAUAAAGAUCAGUGCUGAAAUAAAUGACAUAGAGACCAGAAUAACAAUAGAAAGACUUAACAAAAUUGAGAGCUGGUUUAAAAAAAUUAUAAAAAUUGACAAAUUUUUAGCUAAACUAUGCAAAAAGAAGACAAAAUUAUAAGAGAAAGAGGAGACAUUAAAAUUGAUACUACAGGGAAAAAAAGGGAUAGAUUACCAAUAAUGAUAAUUGCCAACAAAUUAGAUAACCUGGAAGAAAUUAAUAAAUUUCCCAUAACACGACUUGCCAAACAGUCAGGAAGAAACAGAAAAUCAGAACAGACCAAUAGUGGCAAAAAGGAUUGAAUCAGGAAUCAAAACCUCUCAACAUUGGAGGAGCAAGCUCCCCAGGAGCUGACAGCUUCCCUGAGAAGUUCUACUAAACAUUAAAGAAUCAAUGCCAAUCCUUCUCAAACUCUUCCAAAAGAUUGUGAGGAAGGAAGACUUCCAAACUCAUUCUAUGAGGCCAUCAUUACCCUGAUAGCAAAGCCAUUUAGGACAACAGAAGAAAAGGAAACUAUAGACCAAGAGAUUAGAAGUGUUGGCGAGGAUGUGGAGAAAAGGAUACAUUUGUACAUGUGGUGGGAAUGUACAUUGGUUCAGACACUAUGAAAAACAAUAUGGAAUUUCCUGAAAAAAUUUAAAAUAGAUCUACC